AUGUUUUACCAAGUGAAAGUUCCAGAAAGGGACAUGGAUCUCCUUCGUUUUUUGUGGUGGCCUGAGGGUAAUCUAAAUAACGAACUUGAGGAAUACAAAAUGACAGUGCAUCUUUUCGGUGCUACUUCGUCGCCCAGUUGUGCCUCCUAUGCCUUAAAAAAAACAGCUGAGGAUGCUAGAGACAUAGCACCAGAGGAAGCAGUUAACACUGUGUUAAAUAACUUCUAUGUCGAUGACUGUUUAAAGUCAGUUGCUACUGAAGAACAAGCCAUAAAAUUGGCCAAGGAUCUACAAACCCUAUGCUUAAAGGGAGGAUUUCAUCUUACAAAAUGGAUAAGCAACAGCAGAGCAGUCUUGCUGUCAAUUUCUGAAGAAGACAGAGCAAUAAAUCAAAAAGAUGUGGAUUUAAGUUAUGACUUAUUACCAGUUGAAAGAGCUUUGGGCGUCCAAUGGUGCACACAAACAGACAGUUUCAAGUUUCAAGUAAAUCUGCAAAAUAAGCCUGCUACAAGACGCGGUAUUCUGUCCGUGGUUAGUUCAAUAUAUGAUCUGCUUGGAUUUUUAGCGCCAGCCAUAUUACCUGCUAAGUUUAUUCUAAGAGAACUGUGUAAAGAAAAAUACGCUUGGGAUCAAGAAGUGGAAAUUAAAUACGUUCGGCAAUGGAAAAAAUGGAUGGACGAUUUGCAAUUACUUGCGGAUUAUAAUGUGGACAGGUGCAUUAAACCUCCUGAAUUCGGUCAAACAAUGACCGCACAAAUACAUCAUUUUGGAGAUGCCUCAGAAAACGGAUAUGGCACCGUUUCCUACCUCCUCCUGACUAAUAAGGAAAAUAAGAGACAUUGUUCAUUUCUAAUGGGGAAAUCUAGAGUGGCACCACUAAAACCUGUAACUAUACCAAGGUUAGAACUCACAGCUGCAGUGGUAGCAGUCAAAAUGGACAAAAUGUUUAAACAAGAAUUAAAGAUUCCUCUGAAAGAAUCAAUCUUUUGGACAGACAGCACCACAGUACUACGGUACAUAGCAAAUGAAAACGCACGCUACAAAACUUUCGUCGCUAACAGAAUCGCUGUGAUAAGAGAGCACACACAACCCUCGCAAUGGAGGUAUGUUGCAUCUGCACAAAACCCAGCGGAUCAGGCAUCAAGAGGAUUAACAAUAGAAAACUUCGUCAAAAAUAAAACUUGGAUACAAGGCCCAAACUUCCUGAUAAAACCAGAACACGAAUGGCCUAAGAGACCAGAUGAAAUGGAUCUGUCUACUUGUGACGAUCCAGAAAUCAAAAGGUGCGUAGCAAAUUGUGUAAUUGUUGAAGAAAAAAUCGAACCAGUAAAAAGACUUGUAGAGCACUACUCUAAAUGGUUCAAUUUAAAGAAAGCAGUAGCAUGGUUCCUUAGGCUCAAAGAGAUGCUAAUGCGUCUGAAAGAAGAGAGAAAGGCAAUUCAAUACACAGUCAGCAAAUCUGGACACAGCCCAGAGAAACAAAAAACACUGAUAGAAAAACAUAUGAAAGAAUACAAAUCAUCGAUGAGGCUAAAUCCACUGUCCGUAGACGACUUAUCUAAAGCAGAAGACGAACUUAUUCGCUUUAGUCAAUUAAAGGCUUACCCAGAAGAACUUAAAGCCCUAUACAAAAAUCAGCUUAUAAAAAAAAGUAGUAAAAUCAUCAAACUUGAUCCAGUUUUACAAGAGGGAAUAUUAAGAGUCGGAGUAUGUAUGUAUUCUGCUAAGUGCCCCAAGAGACAGGUUCAUCCUGAUGUCACUGCCAAAAGACCAUCCUCAGCCUUUAUCUUUGGAAGCUGA
This is a messenger RNA of Erpetoichthys calabaricus (reedfish), 1800 nucleotides long. RefSeq lists its product as uncharacterized. The coding region runs from base 1 to 1800 and encodes 599 amino acids. The transcript is spliced from 2 exons. The record is from RefSeq and is a predicted model, not a curated record. Lineage: Eukaryota; Metazoa; Chordata; Cladistia; Polypteriformes; Polypteridae.